UUGUUAACUUCAGUGUCAUUACUUUUGUUGAUUAACAGAACUUGUUUGUUGGAUAAAAUAACAAAUAAAUACAGUGAAUUGUUUAAAAAAAAUAUAAAAAGAACAUUCUAACCUCAACUGGGCUUUUCGCAGAAAAUUUGCAUCUUCCACUUCGACAAAAUGAGGAAAUAUUUAAUGUUAACCCGAGAAACUCUCAGCUUGGCAACGGCUCAGCGAGAAUUUUAUGAAAAAAAUGGUUACAUAGUUAUUCCAAGAUUAAUAUCCAGCGACGUGUUGGAAAAAUGCGCAAAAAGAUUCGAUGAUAUCACAGAAGGCAAAGUCGAUUGCGGUAUGAUGACAGUCAUGCGGGAUAUAGUCGAUCGAAGAGCAGUCAACAAAGUGCAAGAUAUUAAUCACGAUCAAAUAUUCCGAUCUUACAUUGAGGGAAAAAAAAUUCUGGAUAUUGUUGAGGCAUUUACUGGCCCCAAUAUUAUUGCGAUGCACAGUAUGCUUAUAGCUAAGCCUCCUGAUUCUGGAUUUAACAGCAGCAGACAUCCACCUCAUCAAGAUUUAUAUUAUUUUCCUUUCCGACCCGCUAACUCAAUAGUCGCUGCUUGGACAGCUGUCGAGCCUUGUCACACCUCUAAUGGUUGUCUUUUUGUAUCGCCUGGAUCACAUAUCCCUCAACGAUUGUAUCCACAUGGUUACCCGGAGGAUAAAAAUACAACCAAUAAAUUCUAUCACGGGAUUCAUGACUUACCGAAAUCCAUGGUAUGGAUUGAUUUAGAAAUGGAACCUGGUGAUACUGUAUUUUUUCAUCCCUUGCUUGUUCACGGCUCAGGGGUUAAUAAAUCAAAUCGCACGCGAAAGGCAAUAUCCUGUCAUUACGCUUCCGCUGAAUGUCAAUAUAUUGAUGUACGAGGGACUGUCCAAGAGCCUAUUCGUAAUGAAGUAUUAGAGUUAGUAAAAAAACGUUAUCCAACUGCAGAUAUUGAAUACAACGAUGUUUGGCGUAUGAAAUCUUCUUUGGUUCGUGGAAUUCGUUCUUCACUUUAAAAAAAAAAAAAAAAGAAAAACUGAAAAUUAAAAUUACUGCUAAUUAAUAAAAAUAAUAAAUAAAAAUGUACAGUCUACUCUCGAUAAUUUGACACUCAUUAAUUCGAAAAAUUUUUCCGGUCCCUUGAAAAAUACUCGAUAUAUUGAAUAAAAUCAAUGAUAAUUAGUCCCUUCGGUAAUUUUAAGUUGAAGGAAUAUUAUCUUGCUCGCCAACAUGUGAUAAUUUGAAAUCCGGGCUUCCCUACUCUCUAUAAUUUGAAGCGUUUAUCAUGGACAUACUUGUCAUUUGUUUACAUACAUGUAAAGACCUGUCAAUUAUUUACAUAAAUGAGAUAUGAGUAAGUUCGUAUUCUCUAAUGAUGAUUACUUCGCAGAUCUCACCACUAUCGAAAAUUCUUUCGACAAUGAUAAACUAAAGUCACUCACUCAAAAAAAUAUUACAGACUUCUUUUUGAAAUGAAAAUUUGUGAAUGAUUGUAUUAUUGAAUUUAAUUAUUAAAAAUAAUAAUAUAGAAAUAAUAAAUGACGAAUUUUGAUCAAAUUCUCAUUUCGUUCAGUCGCCCCUCCCCCUCGUGGUUACUUAAACACUUGUUAUUUUGAACUCUUGAUAAUUUGAAAUUUAUCUCUGGUCCCUUGAGUUUCAAAUUAUCGAGAGUCGACUUUAUAUUGUCUGUAUUAUAUGAAAAAGGAUAAUCGCAGGACAUAGUUGAAUUUGGGAUAAAUAAUGAAACUGUAGAAAAAGAAGUAAUGACGCCUUUGUCGUCGUUAUUAUUAUUAUUAUGAUUGAUUAGUAAUGAA
Molecule: messenger RNA, 1833 nt
Organism: Cotesia glomerata
Lineage: Eukaryota; Metazoa; Arthropoda; Insecta; Hymenoptera; Braconidae
Product: phytanoyl-CoA dioxygenase, peroxisomal-like
Exons: 5
Coding region: 160-1035 (291 amino acids)
Biological process (GO): fatty acid alpha-oxidation
Molecular function (GO): phytanoyl-CoA dioxygenase activity
Source: RefSeq, a predicted model, not a curated record